Molecule: messenger RNA, 4410 nt
Organism: Oryzias melastigma (Indian medaka)
Lineage: Eukaryota; Metazoa; Chordata; Actinopteri; Beloniformes; Adrianichthyidae
Product: transcription factor MafG
Exons: 3
Coding region: 194-814 (206 amino acids)
Biological process (GO): regulation of epidermal cell differentiation; regulation of transcription by RNA polymerase II
Cellular component (GO): nucleus
Molecular function (GO): DNA-binding transcription factor activity, RNA polymerase II-specific; RNA polymerase II cis-regulatory region sequence-specific DNA binding
Source: RefSeq, a predicted model, not a curated record
GGGGAUUUCCUUGCUUGUUUUUGUAGGCGGGGAGUUUGCCACUUUGACAAACUGGGGCUUGAGAGGCAGGAGACCGGAGUCCUGGAAUGCCACGGCUGCCGUAGUGUUUGUUGCAAAAACAAAUAAACAGUAUUAAGGUAUAUUUCGCGUGCUGCCCACUGUACCACAGCGCUUCUUUGUGGUUUGUCAACUCAUGCGCUUCUUGCUGGUCAAACCUGCUGCUUCAUCGCUCGUGCACAGGAGCAAGCGCGAACCGAGCCAGCGGUUUAGCGAGAUCAGAACGACCAGCAGUGCAGGUGAACACCGCUGUUGUGGCAUGACGACCACAAACAAGGGAAACAAGGCCUUAAAGCAUCUACAGGUGAAGAGGGAGCCGGGGGAAAAUGGCACCAGCCUAACGGAUGAUGAACUGGUAACCAUGUCCGUACGGGAACUGAACCAGCAUCUACGGGGGCUUUCAAAAGAAGAAAUCCUGCAGUUGAAGCAGCGGCGGCGCACCCUGAAGAACAGAGGCUACGCUGCCAGCUGCCGGGUGAAGCGGGUCACUCAGAAAGAAGAGUUGGAAAAGCAGAAGGCGCUGCUGCAGCAGGAAGUGGACAAACUGGCCACCGAGAACGCCAGCAUGAAGGUGGAGCUGGAUGCUCUGCGCUCGAAGUACGAGGCCCUGCAAAGCUUCGCUAGAACUGUGGCGCGAAACCCCGUGGCCUCGGCGCGAGGACCCAUGGCCUCCGUUAUAGGGCCGCUCAUCCCUGGUAAAGUAGCUGCCACCAGCGUCAUAACCAUCGUCAAAUCCAAAACAGAAGCUAGGUCGUAGUAGCAGAGUGGACCAGGGGAGGAUGGUGAAUUAGUCAGUGCAUUGUAACAUGGCGCAGGAUUUCCUUUGGUAAGAUCUCAGUUUACUGUAACACUAACUAUAUGCUUCCCAGUUCACCCUCAGCAGUUUGACUCAGCAGUCUGUGCUUCCCACAGGACUUUUCUGCCUGGAGUUACCAAUUCCGAAUGUUAAUUUAUUAUUAUUUAUGUAUGUAAGGUGCUUGUUUCUUUAAAUCUAAGCUUUUGAGUUUUCCCGUCCAAAAUGCUGACUAAACUAAUAGUCAUUUCUACAUCUCAUUCCCUAUGAUAGAGUAUAAAUAGACAUCACAGCUUGAAUCUCUCUGCUUGUUAUCCUGCACUGACUCUAAAAGGGAGGACAAACUAUUCUAUUGGUUUAAUCCAUGAAAAGAAAAAAAAAUCUAAAUUUCAAUCUCAAACAGCAUUUGUUUUGUCACAUUUGUCUGUAAAGAGUCUAGGCGUAAAACAACGCUCCCCAGCCUCUCUGUUUAUGCAGCUUCAGCGAGGUCGUUACCCGAGCACACGCGGUGUGCCGCCACUUCUAGCCUGUAGCCAGGUUGCAGGACCAGCUAGACGGAGCUCACGGAAACAGGAGUUUAUGACUGGUAGAUGCAAUAAUAUACGUAUGCACUGAAAACAAAGAGAAUCUCACAUGUUUGUGGUAAAAGUGAAAAAUCGAUCAGCACUUCUCAGAGAUAUUGUUCCAGAGAUGAGUGCCAUUUCUGUGUCACAGGAUUCUUCUACAGUAUCUGAAAAACCUGAAUGUUAUUGAAGUAAUAUCCUCAUUUACUGAGGGCAGCAAACAAACAAACAAAAAAAAAGUGGAAAACAUUGUUUUGCUAAUGUGUUUUUUCUUUAAAUUUUGUGGGAUAUAUAUAUUAAUAUAUAUAUAAAUAUAUACUUUUUGUAAUUACUUGUUAACAGGACCGUCAGAUAUUUCCAAAAGAAGGUCUUUACGCGAGCUUUACUGUUUCAAUUGUUAAGGCGUAGAAAUCUUUGUCUAAUGUUUCAGCUCCUUGUUUUAUUUCCUUGGUAGAUUCAUUUCUGUUCUUUCUAGAAAUAUAGAAAAAGAAAAGAAAACGAAAAAAAAAAAAAAUAAUCCUGUGACAUCUUUUUUGCAAUUGUACCAAAAGUGGCUUACUAUUGAAGUCUGAUAGCUUUUUUCUAGUGACUAGGCGCGUACAGUGGGGUAGCGCGUGACGUGACGUGUAAGUGACAAGUCGGCAGUGUCGUUCACUGUAUAGAUGUCAAUGCUGUGCUAUUUAAACAAAUCUGUAGAGCUAAACUAGAUGGUGUUAACAAGGUCAAUUGUCUUGUGCGUAUCGGCAUCUGUGAUAUCCUCUGCUUCCUCGGUGUUAGUUCCAAACCAUAUCGUCAUUAUCAGUUUACUGCACUGAGCUAAUGAAGACAGAAAUGGCAUCAGAAUUUCCCAACACUUUUUAAAGUCCCCCUAUAACAUUUUUUUUUUAUUAAAAAAAAAAAAUGUUCCAAGUAGUGUUUUAAUUAAAAUUAUGAUGUUUUUAGCCAGAAUCCAACAACCUAAAUGUCUUAAUAAGCCAUUUUUUAUGUUGAUCUGAAGCCUCAGCCUGCAAAAUAUCCUCUGAGGGGGCGUGGCUUUUGGAGCUGAGCAGCGCUGCUCUGUCUCGUGACGUAUUAACACUUCAUUAAUUCAAACAGAGCAUUUCUGCAACACUUUGACAGCGAUUUAAAAGGAGAAAUACUUGGAAAUAUUAUAUUUAUAUUUGUUCUUUUUCAUAAGAAAAAUGCCACAAAUACAUGUUAAAAACUCAUUGGAGGGGGACUUUAAACAAGUCGUCAUUAUUGUUUUUGCACCUAAUGAAUGCCUUCAAAAUAAACUCUCUGUGACCUGAAAGUUACAGAAAGGUUUCAUCGUCAUUCCAACUCGAUACGAGUUCGAUUGCAGACGCAGAAUGAAUUAACCUCAAAUUCUUGUGAUAAAUUUGAAUGAGAGAAAAAAAAAAUCCUUCAGGGUCCUUUAAUUUGACUGGUUUUCGUAUUGAGAGCAGCUGAGGGCUUUUACGUAUGCACUAAGCACCUGUUUGUUUUUGCUCAGGACAAAACAGGACAAAAAAAAAAAAACGGUCAAACAAUUCUGUAUUAGAAAAGCGACGAGGACGGCAGCUCUUUUUCUUCCUUCUCAUGUUUUUGUAGUCAUAAAGGGCUUCAAUCCCCACUCGGAAAGAGACGCGGCGCGAGCGCAACGAGUUACAAUCAGCAACUGCCAGCGGCGCUUCGUCUGUCGCUCUGCUCCCCACUCCUACACCUCAAGGUGAAAGCUGUUGCGUAACCACAUGUGUGGCGACCCCGCUAAACCUACACUCAUCCCCACAUCUCCGCGCCAGAAAUCCGGUGACGUUUCGGUGCGAACGGCCUCCCUUUCCGGACACGCUUUGCCGCCUUGCAGUGACUGGCUCUAUGUGGCUCUCGACGUAGCCCAGUAUUGAUGUUGCCGUCUGUGUUGCCGUGGCAGUUUUGUGGAGUGAAUCUUUUUUACGUGUCCCCGAGCUUUGAAUCUCCUCUGGAGGCGGCGACUUCUUUUCCUUUUUCCCUCACACAUGCCCGUGUAUAGUCUGUAGGUAUUGAUGACCAUUGUGAAAAAGUGACCCUUAAUAUGCAACUCAGUGGAAAGGUGUGAGAGAGUAGAUGUGAGACUAAUCAAUAUUGUCAAGAGUUUUUAGAUGGUGAUAUUUGGUUGUUUUGUUAUUACUUUUACCUAAAAGCGUAAUUGGCCUUUUUUUUUUUUUUUUUUUUUUUACAUUCAGUUUAGAGUCAAAUGGGCCAAAUUAAAUUUGGUGGAAAUGUUGAAAAUAGUGAAAUAAACGGAGUAGGGGUGCUGCGAUCUAUUCUAUCACAAGGGCCUCUUGCAAUACUUUUUUUUUCCUUUUGUUACACCUGCAGGGGUGCAAGCGUUUGUGUGUAUUUGUAUGAGUGAUUCCUCUGCUGCUGCACCUGUCAUUAGUGCUCUUCGUUUGCCGUAGCAUUUCUGUUCUGUGUUGUAUGUACUUGAAAUUGAUCUUUACACUGUAAUUUGUUCUGCUGAUUACAUUUUCUAUUGGUUCUAGUUUUUUUCUCUAAUACAACAAACCAGUUGGGGAGGAUAAAUUACAGCACUUGUGUUGCGAUUGUUUUUAAGAGCUCUCAAGACGUCGGUUUGUUUGUUUGUUUUUGUUUUUUUCACCUGGAAUGAUGCUUUUUAAACAAACUGCAGGUUUUGUUCGAUGGAGUGGGUCUGUGUUUUAAAGUUAAUUAAAAUUUGACUAAAGUGGGUAAUUAAUUAAAGAAAACGGAUUAGUUUUUGUUAUUUUUCCGUAUUGAGUUGUAAUAAAAUGUCGCAGUACUUUGUAUCAAAACAGACAAUAGUGAAUUGUAACUAUUUAUAAAUUAAAUUAUUGUACUUUUUUCAAUCUGUAGAUAAGUACUAUGUAUUCAUAUACAGUAACAACUGUGGAUUUCAAUGUGAUUCUCUGAGGUGUCUAAGUUAUUGAUGUAUAUAGUGUAUGUUUGUUGAUACAGCUUACUUUAUUUUCUAUAAGACCAAUAAAAUGUUUUGCAAAAUGA